Messenger RNA from Canis lupus familiaris (dog), 1907 nucleotides. It is a transcript of the gene CCDC184, whose product is annotated as coiled-coil domain containing 184. The record is from RefSeq and is a predicted model, not a curated record. The coding region runs from base 90 to 677 and encodes 195 amino acids. Gene Ontology annotation, cellular component: cytoplasm. NCBI's taxonomy places the organism in Eukaryota, Metazoa, Chordata, Mammalia, Carnivora, Canidae. The transcript has a single exon.
UCCCUCCCUCCCCCACCCCCGACCCCGACCCCGACCCCGGGGGCCGGGCUGGACCGGACCCAGACGCCGCCGCCCGCUUCUGCCAUUCAAUGGAGGACGGUCCGCUGGAGAUCAUGACCAAGGACGGCGGCGACAUGCCGGCACCUCUGGAGGUGUCCACCGUGCCGGCCGUGGGGGACGUGAUCUCCGCGGAGUACAACGGCGGCAUGAAGGAACUGAUGGAGCACCUGAAGGCCCAGCUGCAGGCCCUGUUCGAGGACGUGAGGGCCAUGCGGGGGGCCCUGGACGAGCAGGCCUCGCACAUCCAGGUGCUCUCGGACGACGUGUGCGCCAACCAGCGGGCCAUCGUCUCCAUGUGCCAGAUCAUGACCACGGCGCCCCGCCAGGGCGGCCUGGGCGUGGUCGGCGGCAAGGGGAGCUUCCCGGGCGCCCCGCGAGAGCCGGAGACCCCUUCGCCUGCGAUCGGGGACAGCGGUUUGCUGGGUCGCGAUCCCGAGGACCAGGACGACGAUGAAGAAGACGAGAAGGAGACGCCCGGCUCCGCCACACCCACUAGUCACUGUGAGCGCCCCGAGAGCCCCUGUGCCGGUCUCCUUGGGGGGGACGGGCCACUUGUGGAGCCCCUCGACCCGCCCGACAUUACCCUGCUGCAGCUGGAGGGCGAGGCCUCUCUGUGAGGGGACUCCGAGGGGCGCCACUUUCCCGGGCUGGCUUUGGGUUUCCGAGUGCAUGACGCGAGGGGACUGGACGGCGCGGUGCAGCAUGCUUCCCUCCGACCGCUGCUCUCGUGGGUCGGGCAGAGAGACUGCCUCGAGGAAGGAUGCGUAGGGUGAAGGACCCUGGGAGCUCAAGGAUUCUUUCUGCCUAACCAGGGGAGACCUAGCGAACGGCCGAAAGGUGAGGUUCCGGGAGAGGAAGCGCCCAUCUCCGGACUCCCAUCCAUCCCCUACCCUGCCCAUUCCCCCUCCCCAGCCAACAGGAGAACCCCUGAAUUGUGUAAAUAAAAUUCUGCUUUUUCUAUUCUGAAAAAGGACUUAUCUAGGACUAUGGCAAAUAAUCUCUAACGAUUUACCUAGAAACUAAGGAGUUGGGGGUAUUCUGUUCUGGCAACAGAAAAUUUACCCUUCUGCUGAAAUCCAAGAUAUUCAGCGCUCUGCAGAAGCCUCUCCCCCUCACAGAUCUCUGCGGCUGCUGAUUGGUAAAGGAAGCUUGAGGAGGGAACUGCAGCCCUAGGAAUCUGGGUGAAUGGGGUUCCUCGGGCCCCCGGGCUGGGAGGAGCUGGCUAUGAAUGUGCAUGAAGACCUAAUAGCUCAACCUCUAGGAUUUUUGCAUGCAGAGCGGAUCCUGCCUUGUCACUGACUUCAUCUGGGAUUGCUUUAUCCACUCACUGGGGCUUAGAGAACAAAGAGCCCAGUACACAGGCAGAGACUUGGGGUGCUCAGCAGCAGCCCAGAUUUAGGGGACGUUUGAGGGACUCUUGGGGGCCGCAGCCAAAAACUGUCUCUCUCCUGGCUACACCCGCUUAACUUCAGUUCCUUUUCCUGUCGAUCUGUCCCUGCCCGCUGCCUCUCGGUGUUGCCUCCAUGAUGUCUUGUGUGUGCUAUGUGUGUCGACUUGUGUAGUAGUGUGUGAGCCCUGAGGGGCAGGGCUUGUGGCUCUGGUGUUAGGUUCAGGGGGCUUCAGAUCCUUCUGUGAGCCCCAGGCUAUCAUGGCGCUUUCCCCUGUCCUUUCCUCUUUUCCCCACAACCAGGGCAUGGAGCAUGUGGCUGUCCUGAGGUUCUUAACUGAUGUGCCUCCCUCCCACCUCUUCAAGUAGUGACUUUGUGUGCCCUUUCUCCUCCGCUGUGUAUUCCUUCUCAAUGCUUUCCUUGGUGUUAACCUUAAUAAAGAGGCGUCAUCUCCCCUCC